Eurytemora carolleeae is the source of this 2391-nucleotide messenger RNA. RefSeq names its product RILP-like protein homolog. Lineage: Eukaryota; Metazoa; Arthropoda; Copepoda; Calanoida; Temoridae. Gene Ontology annotation, molecular function: protein dimerization activity. Bases 1124 to 2368 code for a protein of 414 amino acids. The transcript is spliced from 18 exons. The record is from RefSeq and is a predicted model, not a curated record.
GAACAGGGUGUAUAAUGAAUAUUUUCUCUAAAAUCAUCCCUAUCCUCUUUUAAAAUUUGAGAAAAUAAAAGAGUUUUUUAGAAUAAGGUUUAAAAAGCUUGUCGGAUCCGCAUCUAAAUGAAAUGGAUCAGAAAAUUUGGGAAGAAUGGAAAGCGGAAGGUUCAUUAAUUUGUGAUUUUUUCUAUUUAAAUAUAUUGUUGAAAUAUUAAACCCGAUCGUUCAGAAAACCCCGCAUUUUUUAGAAAAGAACUGAGUUCUUGCCACAACUCUGAUUUUUAAUAUCUCUGCUAAAUUAUCAAAGGUUUAAAGAAAAAAAGAUGACUGAUUAUGACAAAAUUAAAAUCGAAAAAUGAUUUGUUCGUUUAAAUUUAUCCUAAACAGCACAUUUUUAUGAAAAUAGGAUUUUUUUAAAACUUGUAAAUUUUUAACGUCUUCCCCAGCUUUUUUUUAUGAUUAGUCAAAAACAUGAUAAACAAACGACUGUCCAAAAACUAUGAUAUUUGGAGCUUUUUAAAUAAUGGUUUAGUUGAAAAUAUUCCUAAUUUUGUAAUAAAUUUUAAUCCUUCUAGCAAUUUAUUCUUGCCAAAUAUUUGCUACUAAAAUACAAUUAAGGUAAGAAUUGUAUCAAUUCAAUAUUGAAAACUUUUUAAGGAAUGUUUCCUUCUUUUUUUCAUAGAAUUAAAAUUAUAAAUGGUUAAAUUGCUGAUAUAUUGCUGAUUGCUGGUAUACUACUGAUAUAUUGCUGAUAUAUUGCUGAUAUAUUGCUAAUAUAUUGCUGAUAAAUGGCAUCUUGUUGAAGACAUUUUUUGGAAUUUUUUAGAUACUUUGAGCGAAACCUAUGCAAUCUGAACCAAAAAUAUUGUUAUUUCUCAUCAGCUUGGCAUAUAUUUGCUAGAUAUUAUUAUUUGCUAGAUAUAGAUUUUGUUCCUAAACCUAUUUUAUCUAUCUAUUUUUAAAUUCAGUAUUGUUGCUAGCAGCUUAGCAUAUUUUCUAUUCCUACACUCAGAAAAAGCAGCUUAGAAAGUCCAUAUAACGGAACCUGUUUUCAGAAAAAAAAAUGCGGGAAUAGGAAACAACUAAAAAGCCAAGAUGGCCGCAAACAGUUAAACCAAACCAAACCAAGAUGGCGGAACAGAGAAUGGAAAAGCAACGUGGAAGGGAUAGAUCCCUGACUCUCGUGGAUGUUUAUGAUAUUGCGGCAGAUAUUGGAAAGGAAUUUGAAAAUAUAAUAGAUGAGGAGGGUGCAGACAGGGUCACCAGUCUUAUGCAAAAGGUUAUUGCUGCUCUGGAACAGCUAGAAAUCCUUGUACAGAAAAAUGACACGGAACAGAUGUUGAUCGAAGAUCUAAGACGAACAAUAGAACAUCUGGAGCAUGAGGACAACAAGAAGAAUGAUGAGAGGAUACGGUAUGCCAGGGAUAUAGAACAGGUUGAGGAACACUUCAAGUCCGAGACUAAGGACUAUUUGACAACCAUUAAACGAUUACAAGAUGAGAAUAGGAAACUGUCGUCUUCACUUACUGCUGCAACAGAGAGAGAUAGCGCAUUUUCUGAAGAUGAAUCAUUUAUAGAAAUAGAUAUAGUCAACAAACUCCAGGGUAUUCUAGAGAAGCAACGAGAACAAAUUAGAUCAAUGGAGAAUAAUCUUGCUGAGCUGAAAAGUGAAAUGGAGGAGAUGAAAUCUAUGAAUGAUAAAUUGUCCGGAUCUAACAAAGAUCUUCGUCGUAAGCUUCGUCAAGCUCAAUCUCAGCUCAACUGUCUGGUUGAUGAGAGAGCUGAACUUCAGGUAACGUUACAAGAUCAGCAACGAGAGACUGGAGCUUUGAUAAAAAGAUUGGGGUUAGCAAACAAGGAGAACGAGGAUCUAGCCAGAAGUGGUGGCCAGGAGCCUGAUCUGAGAAAUAAAAUAAUUUUUGAUCUUGAAGAUCCCAAAAGACCCAGAUUUACACUGGCAGAGCUGAAAGAUAUUCUUCAGGAACGAAACAGUUUGAAGGCCCGUGUAUCAGAUCUAGAGGAUGAGCUUGAAAUGUACAGACCCGGCACACGUUGUGUGCUGCUUAACUCGAGAGCUUCUUUGUCCUGCAAGGAUGCGGGAUGUGGUUGUGAAUUCCAUUCUGGUCAGGAGCAUGCGCAAUAUUUUCCAAAUGCCGCGUUCUCAAACCAACGAGACAUUGAUUCUGAUAUAGAUUCGGACGGAUCCGAUCUUCCUGUCCAGGGACCUUUACCAUUUGAGCCGGAAGACGCCCCUUGGAAGAAAGGAGAAACUUCCGGAAUCCGAAAAUUGUUUGCCUAUGUAACUGGGCGGGUAGUUAAGGUGUCCCAAAAUCUGGCGAAUGCGGGCCAGGAACUUGGCAUACAGCCAAUAUAAUUGUUUUCGCCGAGUAUUUGGUC